Messenger RNA from Colletotrichum destructivum, 3514 nucleotides. Its product is annotated as Putative NACHT nucleoside triphosphatase, WD40/YVTN repeat-like-containing domain superfamily. Lineage: Eukaryota; Fungi; Ascomycota; Sordariomycetes; Glomerellales; Glomerellaceae. The coding region runs from base 57 to 3323 and encodes 1088 amino acids. Gene Ontology annotation, molecular function: protein binding. The record is from RefSeq and is a predicted model, not a curated record. Gene Ontology annotation, cellular component: nucleus. The transcript is spliced from 2 exons.
CAGUUAACAGUGCUCCUUUCUUUACGUGCAAGCAAGGAACAAAAUCAUCAUCAACCAUGAGCGAAAGCUAUGGAACAGAAGUAACAAACACCGUCGGGAGCGUGACAGCCUCUGGCUACGCCCGAGUUCACGUGGGCAACUAUACCGGCGACACCGUUAUCCACAACUACAACGAACCUCAGCGCAACCGAUGCCUCGCCGAUCUGCGAUUGACCGACCCUCGCGAUGAAAAAACACGAAUCGAAGAUACUAAAGGCGGCCUCCUCAAGGGAGCAUACCAAUGGAUCCUGGACCACGAGGACUUCCGACGAUGGCGAGAUGACAAGCAAAGCCGGCUGCUCUGGAUCAAGGGGGAUGCCGGCAAGGGCAAGACGAUGCUGCUAUGUGGCAUUAUCGAUGACCUAUCCAAGUCGCAGGGGCAGUCGAAGCCAAAGUUCAAGAACCUCUGGCGCCCUAUCCGUCCACAACUACUGUCCUUUUUUUUCUGCCAAGAGACCAGUUUGAAUCUCAAUAACGCUACAGCUGUCCUACGAGGGCUGAUGUACCGUUUGAUUGACCAGCAGCCUCCCCUAAUCCAGCACAUUGAGAAAGCGUACGAACAUAUAGGAAAACAGCUUUUCGAGGGCGACGAUGCAUUUUACAAACUCUCGAGGAUCCUUGCCAGCAUGCUCUGCGACCCGUUGGCAAAGAGAUGCUACCUGGUGGUCGAUGCUUUGGACGAGUGUAGGCGAGAUCAGCAACAACUCCUCGACUUCAUCAUGAAGAGUGUGUCUCAUUACCCUGCGAAAUGGAUUGUGUCGAGCCGAAACCGACUAGACAUUGAACCGGCCAUGUGGCUUGACGACUCCCGGACACGAGUUAGCCUUGAGUUGAACGAGAAACAUGUCACUCAAGCACUCAACACAUUUAUCAACCACAGAAUCUCAAAGCUCCCAUUAUUAAGAAGCGAUACGUCAACACAUAAAGAUGUCCGCCGCGAAAUUCUAUCCAGAGCCGAGGGAAACUUCCUCUGGGUCGAUAUGGUUACUCGAGAACUCCAAGCAGUUGAGCCAUCAAGGAUGCUAGGCAUCCUGAAGGAAAUACCGUCGGGUUUGAUGCCUUUUUACGACACGAUGAUGGCAAAGGUUCGCAAUCAAUCACGGGAGCACAUUCAGCGUUGUAUCCAGUUACUCUCGAUGGCAACCGUUGCUUACCGACCACUUACCUUGCAAGAGCUCAGAGUUCUAUCAAAAGCACAUCAAAACGCAUCUCGCGAAGGUGAUGUUAGGUGGCUAGUUGACAGGUGCGCCGCUUUUCUCACAAUUGACCAACAUGGAUGCGUAUAUCUUCUCCAUCAGUCGGUCAAAGACUACUUUACAUCCUCGCCUAAUUCGAUUCUGGAAGCCUCUCUCGCUGCCAUUCAUCACAAGAUGGCGUUGCAGUCAAUAGAGGAGAUGCAAUGUACCUUACGACGGAACGUCUACAACUUGGAUUAUCCCGGGUCACAACCCCCAUUAGGUGGCCCAAACCCAGAUCCCCUCGCAUCAAUUCGGUACUCCUGCCUCAAUUGGGUCAACCACCUUGUCGACGGGACUAAGAACCCUCAGGACUUCACUGACGGUGGGGUUGUUGAUCGAUUCCUGAGAAGCCAUUUGCUUCACUGGCUAGAGGCUUUGAGUCUAUUGAGAAGCCUGCCAAACGGGAUCCUUAUCUUAUCAAAGCUUUCGGCUCUACUUCAAUUUAAUCAAGAGUUCUUUCAACUAAUGAAAGUUACCCGGGAUGCAUUACGCUUCCUAAGAUCCCACAUCGUCGGUAUUCAAGACAGUCCCCUUCAAGUCUACAGCUCAGCCCUUGUAUUCAGCCCAAGAAAGAGUGUAGUCAGAGAACUCUUCUACGAAGAGGAACCAAGGUGGCUAUCCAUGAAGCCAGCAGUGGAAGAUGAAUGGAAUGCAUGUGAGCAGACGCUGGAGGGCCACGGCAGCUGGGUCAGCUCGGUGGCCUUUUCGCCGGAUGGGCGCCAGCUGGCCUCGGCCUCUUGGGACAAAACCGUCAAGCUCUGGGACGCGGCCACGGGCCAGUGCCAGCAGACGCUGGAGGGCCACGGCAGCUCGGUCAGCUCGGUGGCCUUUUCGCCGGAUGGGCGCCAGCUGGCCUCGGCCUCCGGCGACAAGACCGUCAAGCUCUGGGACGCGGCCACGGGCCAGUGCCAGCGGACGCUGGAGGGCCACAGCAGCUGGGUCGAGUCGGUGGUCUUCUCGCCGGAUGGGCGCCAGCUGGCCUCGGCCUCCGUCGACAAGACCGUCAAGCUCUGGGACGCGGCCACGGGCCAGUGCCAGCGGACGCUGGAGGGCUACCGCAGCUCGGUCAGCUCGGUGGCCUUUUCGCCGGAUGGGCGCCAGCUGGCCUCGGCCUCCGGCGACGACACCGUCAAGCUCUGGGACGCGGCCACGGGCCAGUGCCAGCGGACGCUGGAGGGCCACGGCAGCUCGGUCAGCUCGGUGGCCUUUUCGCCGGAUGGGCGCCAGCUGGCCUCGGCCUCCGGCGACGACACCGUCAAGCUCUGGGACGCGGCCACGGGCCAGUGCCAGCGGACGCUGGAGGGCCACAGCAGCUGGGUCGAGUCGGUGGUCUUCUCGCCGGAUGGGCGCCAGCUGGCCUCGGCCUCCGUCGACAAGACCGUCAAGCUCUGGGACGCGGCCACGGGCCAGUGCCAGCGGACGCUGGAGGGCCACGGCAGCUCGGUCAGCUCGGUGGCCUUUUCGCCGGAUGGGCGCCAGCUGGCCUCGGCCUCCGGCGACGACACCGUCAAGCUCUGGGACGCGGCCACGGGCCAGUGCCAGCGGACGCGGGAGGGCUACGGCAGCUCGGUCAGCUCGGUGGCCUUUUCGCCGGAUGGGCGCCAGCUAGCCUCGGCCUCCGGCGACGACACCGUCAAGCUCUGGGACGCGGCCACGGGCCAGUGCCAGCGGACGCUGGAGGGCCACAGCAGCUGGGUCGAGUCGGUGGUCUUCUCGCCGGAUGGGCGCCAGCUGGCCUCGGCCUCCGUCGACAAGACCGUCAAGCUCUGGGACGCGGCCACGGGCCAGUGCCAGCAGACGCUGGAGGGCCAUAGCAGCUUGAGAAACGUGUUCGAGGCAAGAAUCCGGCAACCAAGUCAAGGGCCUUAUGAUCGGCAUCAUGUGCUCUCACAGCACGGCGCGUGGAUUAAAAAUCGCUCUCACAACAUACUUUGGUUACCUCCAGAAUACCGAGCGGCUUGUCACGCGGUAGAAGGAUCCAGAAUAGCUAUUGGAUGUCAGUCGGGCCGUGUGUUGCUUUUGAACUUUGCGUUAGAGAGUUAUUAACUGUAAUCACACGGCUGUCUGUCCUUCCAGUAACUACUAAGUCAUUAAUGCUACUCUUAGUGUUAUCUGUAUAUCUAAUUCCUAACGCGUGACACAGGAAGGGUAGGGGAGAGAGUUGUUUCUUAUAAUGAGCUAGCACAGUUACAGCAUGUUCUAGAAUCUUCCAACUUGUCCUUUUGCUCUUAGUCAAA